Messenger RNA from Acinonyx jubatus (cheetah), 648 nucleotides. RefSeq names its product Golgi-associated RAB2 interactor protein 6-like. The transcript is spliced from 4 exons. NCBI's taxonomy places the organism in Eukaryota, Metazoa, Chordata, Mammalia, Carnivora, Felidae. Gene Ontology annotation, cellular component: nucleus. The coding region runs from base 1 to 648 and encodes 215 amino acids. The record is from RefSeq and is a predicted model, not a curated record.
AUGGACAGCGACCUGAAGUUGCUGUGUGAUGGCUCCCGAAGCUUCCAGAUGUUGCACAUGUUCAACAAGUCUGUGGGGAAGCUGCAGGGGCUGCUGUGCAAGGGGGAGUACGCCCUGCUGAAGCACUUGCUCAUAUUUGAGAGUGACUUUAUACAGAUCAACAAAAGAGGAGAAGUGAUUGAUGUGCACAACAGCGUGCAAAUGGUGACAGUGGGCAUUGCAUACACUAGCCAAAACCUAACAAUACCUGAUAUCGUGUUGCUGGCACAGCCAGCUGUGAGCUAUGCAGUCAGUGCCAGAAAUGACCAAGAUACCCAUGGAAAGGGCUUCAAGUCCACAAAGAGCUUGGAGCUGACCAGAUAUCCAUCUACAAUUAAAAAAAAAAAAGUUCCACUUGAAGCUUGUCACUGGACGCUCUUUUUACCUACAAUUGUGCAUCCCCCAGAUGCAAAGGAAGAUCUGUUUGCAUGCUGGGAAGACUUAGUGUACCUGCGGAGACCACCAGUAGAGGCUUACAGUGGGACCCUGGCCCAGCCGGCGGGUAACAUCAUCUCCAUUCCUGUGCUGGAGGGGGAGAACAAGAAGAAACCAGCAUGUUGUAAUGCCCUCAACAGCAUCCCCGCUGUCCAGUGCAUUCUGGAACGAUGA